AAGCUUUGAGCCUAUGGAGGGCGCCCAUACACCGGAAGAUCUUUUGUCGCCCUCCAAACGGCCGUGUUCUAGUUUCUCUGAAUCAAACAAACGUAAAGAAAUACCUAAUAUUACAGAAGAUUCAGCAAAUAUAUCGGAAAAAAUAGAUUCAUCUUUAUGUACGCAUGAUUCUGCAGGUAGAAUAGACGUAGCAGGUGGAUACAUUACGCAUGCACAAUAUGAAAAUAAUAUACGAAAUAUACAAGGAGAUCGUGCAACACGUAGUUUACGGUCGUCUUUAUUGAAUCCAACAAGUACAUAUAAUACAUUUGAUACAUUGAAUUCAUACAAUUCGAUGUAUACUAGUCAAUGCAAAAGCGCAUAUACAACGCAUAUAUCCCGACAAAUGGGUAGUACAGAGAUGCAGAAUCCAGGAAUUGGUAUUAGCAUGCCAUAUAAUAUACCGAAUACGCUUUCAACAGAAUUGGAUGAUAUUAUUAAUUCUAAUAUUAUAUCUGGGAAAUCUAAUAAAUUAUUUUCUAAGAAAAAAGCAGAAGAAAAUGAAGAAAAAAUGCAUGAAAAUCUUUAUGAUAUUACGAAGAAUUCGUAUUCUGAAAAUGUUGCUAUUGAAACACCAUUUUCUCCGAAUUUAAAGGAUUUAUUUGAACAUGAAACAAAAAAUAAAUUAGAUAAAGUUUCUCCAAGUUGGUCUGAACAAAAGGCAAUAAUAGAGCCUUUACUUUCAAGAUUUAUUGAUUAUGAUGUAUCUUUUUGCAUAGAAGCCUCGUGGAUGAUGAAUUAUCGUCAUUUUCUUGAAGGGCUUCAAGAAAUAAUUGGGCCGAUAGAUCAGACGAGUUUAAUAGAAGGAAAUAAGUUGAAGCAUGGGCUUGUUGAGGGUAAAGAUUAUGUAUUGGUGUCGGGUGAAGUAUGGAAGUAUCUUUCUAUUUGGUUUGGAGUUAAAGGAUAUGCUAUUAGGAAAACUGUAACUGGAAUAUAUUUAGAUAUAGAAGAAAAUAAAGAUGUAAAAGCAACAGCAGAUAUAGCAACAUCAGGAAUAUCAGAAAAAGGGCUAACCGUUGAUACUAACACGUGUUUAUAUACUUUUCGACUAGUUCAAAUGAGAAGAAAUACAGAAGAAACAGCAAAUGAUGGUAGUGAUAAUACUACAGCGUUAGAAGUACCGUCUCCUACUAGUGCGACAGCUGGAAACCUUUCUGAAUAUUCUACAGUUAUAACAAAUUCGGAAACUCUAGAUGCAUUAGAUGAUGAUUUAGCGCCUGCUUCAUCGGAACAUAUAUCAAUAUCAGAAAAAGUAUCUAUAGAUGAUAUAAUGCCUAUUGAAUCAUCUGUAACAUCACCUAUUGAUGUUUUAGCAACGCAAAUUUCAAUAAAUGGCAAUUCAACUGUAAGAACUUUGUUACAAGUCAUUAAACAGGUAUUGGGACUUGCGUCUACGCAACCAAUUCGAUUAUGGCAUGAGAGAAAACCAAUUAUAACUCCUUGGAUGGCCUUACCAUUAGAAAUGACAGUUAAAACUCUUGAAUUGCCAUUGUUUUCAGAACUUGUUGUUGAAACAAUGGAUAUUGCAUCUUUUCAAGGAUCCGCUUCUUCAUUAGCACCUUUUCUUGAUACCGAUUAUAAAAAACAAGAUUUCAAACGAACAAAUUUAUUUGAUAAAUCAUCAAAAUUAAAAGCGAUUGGCUUACAAAAUCUUGGCAAUAGUUGUUAUAUGAAUGCUGCAUUACAAUGUCUUAUGCAUACAUCGGAAUUAACAACAUAUUUUCUUUCCGGUGUUUAUCAUUCUGAAAUAAAUUCAACUAAUCCAUUAGGAACAGGCGGACAAAUAGCAAAAUCUUAUGCAACUUUACUAAACAACCUAGUACAUGCUACAACAUCUUUUUCACCAAAGGCCUUUAAGAAUUGUAUUGGACGUUUUAAUCCUUCGUUUGCAGGAUACGCACAGCAAGAUAGUCAGGAAUUACUUGCUUUUUUGCUUGAUGGAAUGCAUGAAGAUCUUAAUCGUAUUAAAAGGAAACCGUAUUUUGAAAAACCAACACUUGGCGACAUAAAUGAUGCGUUAAUUGCGAAAACAGCUGAUAUUUGUUGGCAACUUCAUCGAAAACGAAAUGACUCGGUUAUUGUAGAUUUGUUUCAUGGAUUAUAUAAAAGCGUUUUGGUUUGUCCGGUUUGCGAUCAAGUAUCAAUCACGUUUGACCCAUUUAUGGAUCUCACUUUACCUUUACCAUUUAAAAAUCGAUGGACUUAUCCCGUUACAGUUAUACCUUCAGAUAUUAAUAAAAAACAAAUCCAUAUAACUGUAGAAUUAGAUGCAUCGUCAACAAUUGCUUCGAUGAAAGCCUAUGUUGCAUCUAAACUUGGUAUGGAUCCACAUGCGCUGACUUCAUCUGAAAUUUAUGCAUAUAAAUUUUAUAGGCAUCAUGCAGACACUAGCAUUGUUAGUACACAGUUAUCACCUCAUGAUCAAGUUUAUCUUUAUGAAAUGCCAUGUCCUAUAUCAGACUUUGUAACAAAUCGAUCUAAAAUUAUUAUACCUAUUUUCCACCAAAGGAUAGAAAAAUUAUAUCAUCAUCCAGUUGCAUUCGGUAUACCCUUUUUUAUUCUUUUAACACAUGAAGAAGCAUGUUCUUAUGAUGUUAUUGUUAAAAAAAUUGCUGAAAAAUAUAAACAAUUUGUCGGUUCAAAAAAAGUAUUACUGAAUCAGACACAAGAAACGAUUCAAACAGAUUAUGAAGUAGCAACUACUAAGUUUUCUCAACCUGUAGAAAAUGUUUUGAAAAAAGAACUGGAUCUUCAUGAAGAUGUUUUUGAUUUAAAAUAUUUUUCAUCCCGUCAUUCUGUUCUUCCUACGGGCUGGUCAGUACCAAUGGAUCAUUUGCCAAGAUUAAAAACAAGAUUCGGAAAAGACACAAACAGUGAUAGAUUUUUUGAUGAAGAUGACACUCUAUUGACGGCAGAAUCUGAAGAAGAACCCUUUUCUCAUGGAACACCGAUUUCAUUAGAUGAUAUUGUAGAAGAUAGUGACUUUUCUAUUACUAAAGACUCAAGUGAUGAUGAACUUUUGCCUGUAAAUUCGAAUGUAGAAAAAACAUGCCAAGUUUCCCCAAAACAAGGGAAUGGGCCACAUUUAUCUUCUGAUUUGAAUAUUCAUGAAAAUAAAUCGCUUAGAAAUAAAGCUUUCAUUCAUCAAGGAGAAGCAAUUGUCUGUGAAUGGCCUGCUGAUAAUUAUAUAUCUAUUUUUUCAAAUGAAACAGAAAAUGGCUUAAGAAACAGUAAUGUAUGGGAUGACGUAAAAAAAUAUGAAGAUCCUCUGCUUAAUAAUUAUGAAACAUCGACAAUCCAUUUAGAUGAUUGUCUCGAUUUGUUUGCAAAGAAAGAACAACUAGGAGAAGACGAUCUUUGGUAUUGUCCGAAUUGCAAAGAACAUCGACGAGCAACAAAACAACUGGAGAUAUGGAAAUCGCCAGAUAUUCUUGUUAUCCAUUUGAAAAGAUUCUCAAACUCUAGAAAUUUAAGAGAUAAAAUAGAUGUUCUUGUUGAUUUUCCUCUAAAAGGGCUUGAUCUUUCAGAGCGGGUGGCAGAGUAUAAAAAUGGAUUUAAUCUAACUAACGAUUCUCAAAUAUAUGAUCUUUACGCUGUCAGCAACCAUUUCGGAGGAUUAGGUGGAGGCCAUUAUACAGCUUAUGUUGCUUUGGAAAAUGGCCAUUUUUAUCAUUUUGACGAUUCUUUGGUCGUACAAAUUCAUGAAUCACAAAUUGUUACGCCCGCGGCAUAUCUAUUAUUUUAUCGUAGAAGAACAGAUAAAGUACUUGGGGAAUCAACCAUGAUAAAAAUUACAGAAUAUAUAUCUAAAAUAUCUACUGAAUCAUAUGAUAAAAUGAAUGUUACAUCUUCAUUAAAUAAAGUUUCGGAUUUAAGUAUGUCAGAUGAAAAAUCUAUUUUGGAUCCUUAUAAUAUUUCAAUGCCAAAUACGUUAUCCAUGACACAUAUUGAUUUAUCAAUAAGAACACCAGAUGACAGUAUAAAUUCCAACUCUCAAGACUCAGAAGAAUCGGAAAAAAUAUUAUUCAACGAUGGCUUUAACUAAUAAUAAUAGAGA
This is a messenger RNA of Pneumocystis murina B123, 4096 nucleotides long. RefSeq lists its product as hypothetical. The transcript is spliced from 7 exons. Gene Ontology annotation, molecular function: cysteine-type deubiquitinase activity. Bases 14 to 4084 code for a protein of 1356 amino acids. The record is from RefSeq and is a predicted model, not a curated record. NCBI's taxonomy places the organism in Eukaryota, Fungi, Ascomycota, Pneumocystomycetes, Pneumocystales, Pneumocystaceae. Gene Ontology annotation, biological process: protein deubiquitination.